Molecule: messenger RNA, 734 nt
Organism: Lycium ferocissimum
Lineage: Eukaryota; Viridiplantae; Streptophyta; Magnoliopsida; Solanales; Solanaceae
Exons: 5
Coding region: 148-534 (128 amino acids)
Biological process (GO): ribosome biogenesis; mRNA splicing, via spliceosome; maturation of SSU-rRNA
Cellular component (GO): box C/D methylation guide snoRNP complex; nucleolus; small-subunit processome
Molecular function (GO): RNA binding
Source: RefSeq, a predicted model, not a curated record
AACUGAAAUUUACUAAUAAUUAAAAGUAUAUAAAAAAUGCCAUCAAAUAAAACCCAAUUCGUUUCCCUUAAAACCCUAGCCUUUUCCUAUUAAGCUUCCAUAAACCCUAAUUUCACCUCCUUCCCACAUUCUCAACUCUCUGCCACCAUGACUACAGAAACAGUGAACCCAAAAGCAUACCCACUUGCUGAUUCGCAACUUACUACAACAAUAAUGGAUUUGGUUCAACAAGCUGCUAAUUAUAAGCAACUUAAGAAGGGUGCUAAUGAAGCUACAAAGACAUUAAACAGAGGAAUUGCGGAAUUUGUUGUAAUGGCGGCUGAUACAGAGCCACUUGAAAUCCUUCUUCACCUUCCACUCCUUGCUGAAGAUAAGAAUGUUCCAUAUGUUUUUGUUCCUUCAAAGCAAGCUCUUGGUCGAGCAUGCGGUGUUACCAGACCAGUGAUUGCUUGUUCUGUAACAAGCAACGAGGGAAGCCAGUUGAAAUCACAAAUACAGCAACUGAAGGAUGCUAUUGAGAAGCUUCUUAUUUAAAAUUAUGAGCCUUUUCAGCAUGAGGGGCCUCAUAGUUUCUGAAGUGGAUUCAAUGUUGAGGCUUUGACUGAAAGCAGUUUUUGUUCUAGUUUUCUUUUUUUGCCUUUCUCAUUUGUACUUUUGUCUGGUGACCAUGGCUUGUAUGAGUAAAGUUAAGACAACCCAUUAUGAUUGAGAAAUUAAAAUCAAGUUCACAGUCU